Planococcus citri (citrus mealybug) is the source of this 4792-nucleotide messenger RNA. RefSeq lists its product as uncharacterized. Gene Ontology annotation, cellular component: nucleus; cytoplasm. The transcript is spliced from 22 exons. The record is from RefSeq and is a predicted model, not a curated record. Bases 301 to 4443 code for a protein of 1380 amino acids. Lineage: Eukaryota; Metazoa; Arthropoda; Insecta; Hemiptera; Pseudococcidae. Gene Ontology annotation, biological process: protein desumoylation; proteolysis. Gene Ontology annotation, molecular function: SUMO-specific endopeptidase activity.
UCCAUUUUUCUUCUUUCUCAAACUUACGUUGAUCUUCGAAUACGUGAAAAGAAAAGUGAUGCAUGUAAUGUGCUUUUUAUAAAUUGUGUUAAUUUUCAUCAAAUUUGGAAUGUUUUACAACAAAUGAAACUUUUAUGAACUGUGUGUUUAGUGUAAGUUGCUUCAAGUGUUGGUGGACUUAUCAAAUGAAAUUUGUUUUCGGGUAUGCAGCGAUUAAUCUUCUAUCACGUCUAGAAUUCGGUUAAAUUCAGUUCUUUAGAUUAAUUUUAGCAUGUCUGGAAACUUUUAAUUGACAUCAUAAUGAAUAAUAAGAAUAACGAUCAAGAACCUAUCGCGGAAAAGAUUCAAAACAAUUAUCCUCAGCUAACAUUGCAUUCUUUGACGAAAAGCGCAGAAGUUUCCAGUAACGACUGUGGUUCGAAACCUUCGAGCGUAAUAUCGACCAAGGCUCCCGUUCCAGUUACUACUGCUGCAACGGUUAAUAAAUCUCCGAUUCCUUCUAUUAAGAAAAGUAUUUCACCUGGUAACGAUAGAAAAGUACCGCCCUAUGUGAACGCCUUACCUCAAGAUCCUGUACGUGUGGCUAAAGCUCCUGUGCAAAGACCGUUUGUUAAAGCUGUUCCUAAAGUGACCACCGAAAAAAUAACGGUUACGGCUGAGUCGACUGUUACCAGUAUUCAAACGCCCAAUAAACCAUCGGCUAGUGGCGACGUGAAAAGAACUCAAUAUUCACCUCCCGUUCGCGCGAAUGUUGUCCUAACUACAACCAAACAAACUGAUAAAGCUAUCGUAUCGAGUACAACUACUUCACCCGAAGAAAGUAAACCUAGUAGUAGUAGUGAAAGCGAACCAAAGAGUGCUGAUAAAGCAACUCCAGCGCAACCGAAUCGGUCAGUCCAACUACAAUGUCGGACUACUGAUGGAUUUCAGAAAAACAUAGAAUCGAAUGUUUUAACUGUUACACGAAAUCCGAUGCCGAAAAGUCCAGCUACGAUCAAAAUGAUGCCUGCAAAAGAUACGAAAACUAUGGAAUCUAACGUGGUCGUUAACACGCCGCCCAAGCCUUCUACACCUACAGUUGCACCCAGCACCCCAAAAACCACACCACCUAAACAAACUAUCGUGUCUACAUCCUUAUGUAAAAAUUUCCCCAAAGCUGUUUCGAUUCAGAAUAUAGAUUCUCCGAAACCCGUUGCUCGAUUUAGUUCGCCGAAUAUUAUUUCUAAAACUGAAACGAUUAAUUCGAUGCCUCCGACUACGGAUGCGAAUUUAAAACCUGUGACCAAACUUGUCAUCGUAACAUCUGCAGAUACGUCGGUUAAAACUACAAGUCCGUCGGUUAGCGUGUCUUCGUCUUCGAAAAUUCAAACGUACGAAUCAUCAGCCGUUACGUCGUCUCCUUCGACUAAAGGGAGUAAAUCAAAUCAGUCAUCUAGUAAUCUUAAACUGUUGUCUUUAUCCGAUCUUGAAUCCAAUCAAGAUAUUUUAAAUGCUAUAAAUUCCGGUUCGACGGCCUGUGUCGGAGAAAAUGUGACAAUUUCAUCGGCUCCAGGCGAAGUCGUGCUGAUUUGUCAAAAUGCUAGAUCGUCGGUUGAUCCUAAAAUUCGGAAUGUGUCGAGUGAAACCACCAUUGAAACGAUCACGAUGCAGGUGAAUAAUCCGGGUUCACCGGCUCAGAAAAAUAAAAAUGGUGUUUCGACAGAAAGCGUUUGUCAAUCUUUUAAACAAGAUUCAACUCCCAAUUCAUCAGCUUCGUCUCCUGGUGAGGCUCGUACCCCAAAACGUGAUGAAAUUCCAGGAUUGGCAGACGAAGGAAAAGGCUCAAGCAGUAGUAUGACCUUGAAUAAGAAAAUUGACGAACCCGUAGAAUGUCUAACUAUAUCAUCGGACGAAGAAACCGAACCUGAACAAUUCGUUUCGUCUGAUAACAGUGAUAUAUCUAUUUCACUUCUAAGUAAAGAACCACCGAUUGGAUGCGAUAACGAAGUCUUUAAUGAACAGUUUGAUGACGGUGCACGCGAAAAAGAAGAAGACACGAUGUUAGAGGCAACCACUGGUGAUGGUUUUACGAAUUUGGUUUGCAGAACUGUUCGCAUCGGAUCGUAUAAAGUAAAGCCCAGGACCGGAGUAACCGUAUCGAAAUAUGGAUUAAAAAUCGUAGUUCCUCCAUUAAAUAAUUCCAACGACAGUGUCGCUGUUAAAAUACCUAUUCACGAUAUCACUAAAGUAUUAGUGCAUUACAAUCGAACAUUGCCGGUUAUAUUUUAUUACAUUACGCCGCGAGCUGGCGCUAAAAUCAGACAGGUUUUGAAAAUGAACGAUUCUAGUAAUUCUUAUAUCAAUCCGAAUAGUAUUGAUUACUCUCAACGUCGUAUAACAUUGUUACCAGAAAAAUUCACCGAAGAUGAUAAGGAAGAUAUCCAAAAUUAUUAUCUAAAUCGCGAUGUUUUGGAAGAGCUGAGCUACGUUGAUGCUAAUAAGCUUUUAGUUCAAUCUGUUCCGAAAGAUAUCCAAAAAACCGUCAGAUUACCUCCAAAACCAGUUCAAACUAUUAUGGUAUACCCUCCACCGCCGACCAAAGGUGGUAUUAGCAUUAAUACCGAAGAUUAUUCGUGCCUAGCUGAGGAUACGUACUUGAACGACGUUAUCAUUGAUUUUUAUCUAAAGUAUCUGUAUCAGGAAAAACUAACCGAGGAAGAUAAACAAAAAACGCACAUAUUCAGUUCGUUUUUCUACAAACGAUUAACUGAUAAGGCUACGCCGGUUCCGAGGAUGUUACAAAAUUCCAAACCAAAUGACGUUACCAUUUCAGCGGCUGAAAUAAGACACGACCGAGUCAAGAAAUGGACUAAAAAUAUCGACAUUUUCUCCAAAGAUUAUAUCGUCAUACCUUUAAACGAAAAUCAACAUUGGUUCCUGGCCAUUAUCUGCUUUCCUGGUCUAGCUGGACCGGUUAGAUUUUCCGACAAUAGCCCAAUCGAUGUAGACUCGUCUAACAAAACCGAUGAUGAGAAAGUCGAAAAUUCCAACGCUACAGAAGCGGAAGCGGAUUCUUCGCAAACUAGAAGAAUUGGCUCGACAACCAUCACGCCAAUUGGCAGAAAUUCUUAUACGUUGAAUGACGACGAUGGUGAGAUGGAAGAUCGAGAUGAAGCCUCCGGUGCAGAUGAAGAUGUAGAUGAAUUUUUAAGCAGCGAGGAGGAUACGGAUGAUCCGUAUUCAGACCCUGAACUCGCUGAGCUUGGCGAUAACGAAGCGACACCGAAGAAGAAACCCGAUAGAGAGCCUAUUAAACAACCGUGUAUUUUGAUCUUCGACUCGUUGAAGAGCGCCAGCAGAGCUCGUAUAAUUGCUACGUUACGCGAAUACCUGCACGUCGAGUACAAGACGAAGCAUAAUGGCGAAGAACGUGAUUUUUCUAAAAACGUCGUUAAAGGCGCUUGCCCCAGAGUUCCUCAACAAACGAAUUACACCGAUUGCGGGUUAUACGUAUUACAAUACGUGGAAACGUUUUUCGAUAAAAAAAUCACCGAUUUCCAUAUACCGAUUAAAACGCUGGGUCGUUGGUUCCACGCGGAAACAGUGAGCAUCAAACGUUAUCACAUCCAGCAGCUACUGCUGAAGUUGAUGGAAGAGCAGAAAAUCAACGUGCACGCUUUGCACUUACCAGAAUUGAAUCUAUCGCCACGUUACCAUUACGAGUCCGACUCCGACGACGACGACAUGGACGAUUACGAAGGAUACUACGACGAGGAAGGUGACGAAUACGGACAUCUGGUCAGUUACGACGAAGAAGAAGAAGAAGAAGACGAAAUCGGAGAUCACGAAAACCGAAUGCGUCGAUUUAUGGUAACCGAAGAUGAAUAUAUCGAAGAAGACGAAGAAGACGGCGAAAGUCGGUACGCCUUGUUCGAUGCGGAUGAACAAGAAGAGUCCGACUCGCACGAAGAGCUCAGCGACGACGACGACGCCUAUAAAGACCUAGACGAGUUAGAUAGGGGCGAACGAAUGCCGUCGAGUCGGCAGCGGCGUACGUUGAUCAGCGUGACCAGAGGCGGCGACGGACCCGAUGACGAAGAAAUCCUGCACGAAGAAGAAGAGGAAUACGACGAAGACCUAGACGGCGACGACGAAGAACUUAGAAUAAAUCUGAAUAAAGAAAACGUCACCAUUUCCAGAAUGCCGGCCGGAUCCGGUGUCGGCGUCGGUGCCGGUGCCGGUGUCGCUGCCGUCAAAAGUCAAAGCCAAGGUAGCGAAACUACCAGCGCCUCUACGCUAGAGGAACUGAAAUGCGCCAGACCGUGGUCGAAGAAACUGAAUGAAGUUAGGAUAGAACCAAUCACCGUAGAAGAAUCUGCCAGACCGUCGAAAAAACUCAACGAAGUUAGCAUAGAACGCGCCACCGAAGAAGAUUGCCCAAAUAAGAAAUUCAAAUCGAAUUAAUAAUUUGCGCCUUCUUCUUCACCUUCGCGUUAUUCAUUUUCUUCGUCGCAUGAGCGAGUAAAUUUCUACUCGAAAUGUACUUACGAUUUUGCGAAUUAAAUUCUGGCUACCUGUACCCGAGGUCUCGCAGCAGUUCGACUUCGAAACGGUAUUAUUCAAAGUGAUAUUGGACGGAUUUAGGUAUAAGUGUUUUUUUUCAUUUAUUAUUUUGUUCGGGUCGCGUUCGACUCGUAUAUUAUUUCUGUACAAUUUCCAUUGUUUAUUUUAAAUAUUUUACUUUCCCCUAUUUAUAUUUAAUUUUUUUUUUACUCGUCGAUAGUGUAAUAAAAACUCUAUGAACAGGUUUUUA